CCGUGUGGACACUGUACCUGCUGGGGCCGAAGCAUGGUCGGACACGGCUUCAGGGCGGCUGAUCUCAGGGCAGCCGAGCCGUUUGACAGCACCGGACGGAGCCCGACGAGAGGAAGGCUCCUCAAGCAUGUCAGCCUUGCCACCAACAUGUUGUCAGUCUAAACAGUGAACAUAAUCAUUUAUGUUAAAUCGGUAACAAAAUGGUUAGCCACCUAGCAUGCUCACAUCCCAAACAACCGCUUUGUUAUGUAGCGAAGAGACGUUAGCUAGCGUGAUCUAACUGCGUAAGCUACGGCAUCAUCUUAUUCUUUAGACUUUAACCAUCUUCUGACGCAAGCUUUCAAGAGUUCAUGAACGUUCUCGCCUUCGUCAUCAAGAUGCGACGACCUAUAGCGGAAGUGGACUGUGCGCCAACUUUCGCGCCGGUAUGACGUCAUGCAGCUCACAAACCCGGAAUUCUAGCCUGCAGACACAGCUAUCGUAAACAGUCGCUUCUUAACACUUUUUUUUGGCGACGUAUGGCAACAGGCGAGGAGCCCGGACGUGUCCACCGGGCUCCGGGUUGUCUGUGUGUCCUCUGCGGGCUUCCUGCUGCGGGGAAGUCCUCGCUGUCGAAUACAGUUUGUCUCUCCGCAAGUCGGCGUGGAUGGAGAGCCACUGUGGUGCAGUAUGACGAGCUGAUCCCAGAUCAGGCUUUUCACGCCAGGGAGUCAGACGAGCAUACAGAAUGGAAGCUCCACAGACAUGCAGUGCUACAGCGCAUUGAAGACUUCCUGAAUAAUCCAAAAGCGCCACUCGAGAUUCCCGCCGGAUGCAGGAUCGACAGGACCGCGUGGGACCGAUGCGUUAGAUCGCUUCUGGACCCCACCCAGGCCAACCAGGCGCCACUGUUGUUUCUACUGGAUGACAACUUCUACUACCCGAGCAUGAGAUAUGAGGUUUACCAACUGGCUAGGAAGCAUUCACUGGGCUUUUGCCAAGUGUACGUGCAGUGCUGCUUGGAGUCGUGCAUCAGCAGGAACAAGAACAGGCCUCAUCCCGUCCCCAGUGAGGUGAUCGAGGAGAUGGAGAAGCGUUUGGAGCGGCCAAAUCCUAAGAAGAACCCGUGGGAGGCGAAGAGUAUUUCAGUCAACGCGAUGGACAACGUAUCAGAGCGUGACAUUCAGCGGGUGAUGGAGCUGAUCUGCUCUGCACUCAGCGACCCCUUAAGCCCAGUUGUGGAUGACACAGAGCAAAAGGAGGCUGACCGCCAAAAGUGCGCCGCCAACGUGGUUCACCAGGCUGACCAGGCCUGUAGACGUCUCAUCUCUGAAGCCAUGAAAAAAGCCAGAGCAAACGGGGUAUCCUCUGAACACAUGAAGUCCUUGGCAGCUCAGCUCAAUGAAUCCAAAGCAGAAUUUCUCUUAAAUGUGCGCAAACGUUUUCUUCAAGAGGCGUCUUUUAUUGCAGAAGAGGAACUCGAUGUGGAACAUGUGAUGAAGAGAACCGUGGAACUUUUUGAUCAUGAUGUACAGGAAAUACUGUCAAAAAUAAUAUUAAACAAGGAUUAUUUAUGAAUGGGGGCUGCACGGUGGACGAGUGGUUAGUGCGCAAGCACAAUUUUCCCCGUGCAUGCGUGGGUUUUCUCCAGGUACUCUGGUUUCCUCCCACAUUCCAAAAACCACUCCAAAUUGUCCAUAGUUAUGAAUGUCAGUUUGUCUAUAUGUGCCGUGAUUGGCUGGCCACCAGUCCAAGGUGUACCUCGCCUCUAGCCCAAAGUCAGCUGUGAUAGGCUCCAGCACCCCCGCGACCCUCGUGAGGAUAAGCGGUAGAAAAUGAAUGAAUCAAUGGCGACAAAAUGUACGCGACAAAUGUGAUGACAAUGACAUUUAUUGUAUUAAAGAUUGUUUAUGUGUA
Molecule: messenger RNA, 1896 nt
Organism: Doryrhamphus excisus (bluestripe pipefish)
Lineage: Eukaryota; Metazoa; Chordata; Actinopteri; Syngnathiformes; Syngnathidae
Gene: pstk
Product: phosphoseryl-tRNA kinase
Molecular function (GO): tRNA binding; kinase activity
Source: RefSeq, a predicted model, not a curated record